UUUCCAUCUCAGAUACAGAAACCGGAAGCCAUUUGUACGUCCUCACGUACAGACAAAAUUAGCUCUUGGGCAAAGGGGGCUGAAUGGCCUGCUGGGGUCAUUCCUGCGGCUACAGGAAGGUCCUAUGAACGAAAAGGCCUUUGGAGACCCACAAGAUUCCUCGGACCGAUUCGGAGUUGUGUUACAGGGCAGAGAAAGAAUGGAGGGACGACCUUUAGCAGGUGAGGGAACUGGAAAAGGCCCUUCUGCUGCUCAGCCUGGGAGCUGUGGGGAGAUCCAGACAAGAACUGGGCAGAAGACCCUGGAGGAGGAAACCAUCCGUUCAGAAGCUCAGCCCUGGAACUGCAGGAGGGUGCAAUACCAGGAGGCCGAGGGUCCCCGCGGUCUUUGCAGCCGGCUCCACUCCUUGUGUAGUCGAUGGUUGAGAGCAGAAAAGCACACCAAAGCGCAGAUGCUGGACCUGGUUGUUCUGGAGCAGUUCCUGGCCCUGCUGCCCCUGCAGGUGGAGCGCUGGGUGCGGGAGUGCGGAGCAGAGACCAGCUGCCAGGCGGUGGCCCUGGCCGAGGGCUUCCUCCUGAGCCAGGCAGAGGAGCAGAAGGAGCAGGUCGGGUUGCAGCCCUUUGCUGUGGAGAUCAGAGAUCCUGCGGGAAGGAGGAAUCCAUCCAAUCCCCCUCUGGAGCAGUUUUUCAGGAGGGUCUCUUGGGAAGAUCCAAGUCAGGACACCUCAGGAGGGAAGAGUAGCACGAAGUUGUCUCCUUCUUAUGGUGGAGCUGAAGCAGUGGUUGAACCUGCAACUCAAGAGGGUCCUGUGUCCUUCGAGGAGGUGGCUGUGUGUUUCUCCGAGGAGGAGUGGUCUCAGCUGGAGCCACACCAAAAAGCCCUGCAUCGGGAAGUCAUGCUGGAAAAUUAUAGGAACGUGGCCUCUCCCGAUGUCAUCUCCUGUGAGGGAGAAGGAAAAGGUCCAGCCUUCUCCUGCUCCGAGGAAGGAAAGAGCAAAUGUGCAAUAUAUUGGACUUUGGCAAAAUUUCAGAAGGAAAUUCAUAUGACUUCUUACAGUUUGCUCUUUUCCCUAACCUUGCUAUCGUUUUUAUUUCUCUUUUCCUUUCAAGGAAAUCAUUGGUGGGAGGAGAAAGAUUCCGGGGAACCACUCCAAAUGAUUAGGCCUGGAAACAGAAUGGAGAAACCUGCAAUUCAAAUGGGACUAGAAAAGCAUGAGAGAAACCAGUCAAAGAAUUGGGAUCAGGAAAGCUCCUCUUCCCUUGAUGCUCAGAUGCAAGACUUUCUUGCCCAACAAGGAAAAAUUAAGAAAAAAUAUAUUGGGAAAAGUGUAAAAAUUUUCAAGGACAAAUUAGAUGUAAAUGGGCACUAUCCAACCCACACCAAAAGAGAAGAUGAUAUAUGCAGGGAGAAUGGAAAACCCUAUAAUUGCAGUUUCAUUCUUCCCCAUGAAAAUGGGUCCCUUACAUUCCAUAAAAGGUUCCACGCAGAAGAAAACCCAUAUAAAUGCAUGGAGUGUGGAAAGAGCUUCAGAAGAAGCAGCCAACUUACUUCCCAUAAAAAGGUCCACACAGGAGAGAAGCCACAUAAAUGUGUGGAAUGUGGAAAGAGCUUUAGAAUGAGUAGCUCUCUUACUUCCCAUAAAAGGAUCCACACAGGGGAGAAGCCAUAUAAAUGCUUGGACUGUGGAAAGAUCUUCUGUGAAAAUGGGUCUCUUACUGUCCAUAAAAGGAUCCACACAGGAGAGAAGCCAUAUAAAUGCAUGGAGUGUGGAAAGAGCUUUAUUCAGAGCAUUCAACUUACUUCCCAUAACUGGAUACACACAGGAGAGAAGCCAUAUAAAUGCCUGGAGUGUGGGAAGAGCUUCUGCGAAAAUGGAUCUCUUACUGUCCAUAAAAGGAUUCACACAGGAGAGAAGCCAUAUAAAUGCACCGAGUGUGGAAAAGGCUUCAGCCAACACAGUAAUCUUAGCUUUCAUAAAAGAAUCCACACAGGGGAGAAGCCAUAUAAAUGCAUGGACUGUGGAAAGGGCUUCAGCCAACACAGUAAUCUUACUUUUCAUAAAAGAAUCCACACAGGGGAGAAGCCAUAUAAAUGCAUGGACUGUGGAAAGACCUUUAUUCGGAGCAGCCAACUUACUUCCCAUAAAAGGAUCCACACAGGGGAGAAGCCAUAUCAAUGUGUGGUGUGUGGAAAGAGCUUCAGUCAUAGUGGUUCCCUUACUUUCCAUAAAAGAAUCCACACAGGGGAGAAACCAUAUAAAUGCAUGGAGUGUGGAAAGAGCUUCAGAACAAGCAGUUCCCUUACUCCCCAUAAAAGGAUCCACACAGGGGAGAAGCCAUAUGAAUGUGUGGAGUGUGGAAAGAGCUUUUCUAAUAACAGCGACCUUAUUUCCCAUAAACGGACCCACACAGGGGAGAAGCCGUAUAAAUGUGUAAACUGUGAAAAGACUUUUAUUCAGAUCAGUUAUCUUACUUCCCAUAAAAGGAUCUGUUACCUGGAGUUUUAGCC
Candoia aspera is the source of this 2508-nucleotide messenger RNA. Its product is annotated as zinc finger protein 253-like. The record is from RefSeq and is a predicted model, not a curated record. The coding region runs from base 125 to 2506 and encodes 793 amino acids. Gene Ontology annotation, biological process: regulation of transcription by RNA polymerase II. Gene Ontology annotation, molecular function: RNA polymerase II cis-regulatory region sequence-specific DNA binding; DNA-binding transcription factor activity, RNA polymerase II-specific. The transcript is spliced from 6 exons. Gene Ontology annotation, cellular component: nucleus. Lineage: Eukaryota; Metazoa; Chordata; Lepidosauria; Squamata; Candoiidae.